Molecule: messenger RNA, 1101 nt
Organism: Prorocentrum cordatum
Lineage: Eukaryota; Dinophyceae; Prorocentrales; Prorocentraceae
Source: the annotation of a GenBank genome assembly
AUGCGCGCUGCUCGACCGUCCUCCUCGGUCACGGGGAUCCACGCCCCCGAGAAAAGCGUGCUCCAUGCGGGCUCGUUCAGGGAGUUCUUCGCGGCCUGCCGCAGCGCGGACCCGAACGCGGCCUGGCCCGCGGACCUCGGGCCGCCGCCCGAGGAGGACGAGGACGAGGCGCCUGGCGGCCUCGACGAGUGCGGCAUGCCGCUCGCGGGCUUCUGCGACCAGCCGCUCGUCGCCAGGGCCGCGGGGCCUUGGCGCGCGACCCACGCCGAAGACGCCCGCUGGGCCCCCCGGCGCGCCGCGAGGCUCGCCGCGUGUGGCCACGGGGGACAGCGUUUGGGCGCGGCCGAGCCCCCUGCGCGCCUCCGCGGCGGACCUCGCGCGCGGCCGGAGCAGCUGCGCGGGUGCACUGGCCGUGGCGCCGCCGGCGGGCCAGGCGCGCGCAGGCGCGCGGCGGCGGCGGCUGCUGGCGGUGGAGCGGGCAAGCGCCUGCUGGGGGACUUGGUCCACGAGCGGGCGGAGGCGGCGGCGAAACUUGGCCCGGCCACAGGGCUCGCCGCGGCGGCCCCUGGCGCCGCGGCUAGGGGUGACGGAGGCGGCGGCGAGAUGCGCUGCUCCAGCUGCUGUGUGAGGCCGUCGCGCGCCGUGGCAGUUCAGCCGACCUGCUGCAGUUGCUCAUGUCGAACUCGAGCGGCAGCGGGGACAGUGCCGUGCCGCUCUCGGCGCCACCUCCGGCAGGUCGCUGAGAAGUUCCGGGGCCUCUUGUCCGAGCAGGCCAUUUGCCAGAUGCGGGAGUGCCUCGCGCCGCAGGUCGGUGACGACGUGCCUAUGGACUUCCUCCCCAUCUCUUUGAAGUGCAUCUUGAACGUGUUCAUCCCCCAGAACCGGAUAAAGUCUAUCAGUGCCGAGGUCUACCGCGAGACGAGGACCGUGUGCGAGACGGCCGAGGCAAUCCUUAGCGGCAGUGCGUCCUACUCCUUCGACGUCCUGAGCAAGAGGCUCGAGGCGCUGCAGCUCUUCUCGAUCGAUGAGGAGAUCGUCGGCGCGGUCGAGCUCGGCGAGCUGCGCCUCGAGGAGCUGCUCGCGAAGCACAAGAUGGGCUAG